This is a messenger RNA of Elgaria multicarinata webbii, 1407 nucleotides long. RefSeq names its product UbiA prenyltransferase domain containing 1 (gene UBIAD1). Gene Ontology annotation, cellular component: Golgi membrane; endoplasmic reticulum. NCBI's taxonomy places the organism in Eukaryota, Metazoa, Chordata, Lepidosauria, Squamata, Anguidae. The transcript has 3 exons. Gene Ontology annotation, molecular function: prenyltransferase activity. The record is from RefSeq and is a predicted model, not a curated record. Bases 151 to 1161 code for a protein of 336 amino acids. Gene Ontology annotation, biological process: menaquinone biosynthetic process; vitamin K biosynthetic process.
UUAUAGCCAUCCCAGGAGGCAGAGGAGGGGGGGGGGGCGUGAAUGGCGCAGGCAGAAGUUCCAAGGGAAAAGCAGAAGCUUCUCCAAACUUUCCCUCCGUUGUCCAAUGGUCCACUUCUGACACCCGGCUUUGCAGGAGCCUCCUAAGCCAUGGAAGCCGAAGAAGAGAUGGAGAAGGUCAGCAUCGUGGCUGAGAAGCACCCAGAGGAGGAGGUAGGAGGCGAAGGGAGAGCCUUGCUUGGACCUCCAAAGGCUCCCCUCAGCAGCUGGCAACAUAAAUGUGCGUCGUACGUGCUGGCUCUCCGGCCCUGGAGCUUCAGCGCCUCUCUGACCCCGGUGGCCCUGGGCAGCGCCCUCGCCUACCGCUCCCAGGGAACGUUGGACCCCGGGCUCCUCGUGGGCAGCGCCGUGACCGUCCUGGCCGUCCACGGUGCCGGCAACCUGGUCAACACCUACUACGACUUCUCCAAGGGCAUCGACCAUAAGAAGAGCGACGACCGGACGCUGGUCGACCAGAUCUUGGAGCCCCAAGAUGUGGUUAGAUUUGGGGUGUUCUUGUACACCUUGGGCUGCCUGUCCGCCGCCUGCCUGUACUGCCUCUCCACCCUCCGGCUGGAGCACCUGGCUUUGAUCUACUUCGGAGGGCUCUCUAGCUCCUUCCUUUAUACUGGAGGUAUUGGCUUGAAGUACGUGGCUCUGGGCGACGUGGUCAUCCUCAUCACCUUUGGGCCGCUGGCGGUGAUGUUCGCCUACGCCGUGCAGGUGGGCCAGCUGUCCGUCUCGCCCCUGCUGUACGCCGUCCCGCUGGCCCUCAGCACGGAAGCCAUCCUGCACAGCAACAACACCCGAGACAUGGAGUCGGACCGCCAGGCCGGCAUCGUCACCUUGGCCAUCUUGAUCGGCCCCACGCUCUCCUACGUCCUCUACAACGCCCUCCUCUUCCUGCCGUACCUGAUCUUCUGCGUCCUGGCCACCCACUACACCAUCAGCAUGGCCCUGCCUUUGUUCACCAUGCCCAUGGCCUUCUCCCUGGAGCGGCAGUUCCGGAGCCAAACCUUCGUCAAGAUCCCCCAAAGGACAGCCAAGCUCAACCUCCUUCUGGGACUCUUCUACGUCUUCGGCGUCCUCUUGGCCCCGCCGGGCACGCUCCCCAAGCUUUAGGCCGUCUCGAGCGGAAGCUUCGCCUACGGCGAGCGGGACGGGAGCCCCAGGCGAUCCCCUGAGGCCUGAGUGGGGUUUUUGGCUUCUCUCAGACGGAAGAACCGGAGGCUUUGCGGCAAUCUUAGCAGCUUGGGCGACUUGGCUGUAGUUACCCCAACCCUGUGUAAAACUUCUCAAAGCGGUUCCUUUUUAAAAGCUAGCAGGGGAGGGGGCGGGAAAUGAUAUUUAUAAAGCUUAAAUUGCAGA